AUGAUGAUAAAAAGAGGUUUUAUACCAAUCUUAAAAUAUAUUUCAAGAAAGUUCUAUACUAUGAAUUUUCAUUAGAUUAUUAGAUGUUAUGAGAGAGGAUAAUUUUUUAGUUUACUUUUGAUGCUAACUAAAGGAGUACUAUUCCUUUUACUCAGCAUAUAUAACAAAGAAUAUACCUAAAUUUCAGCUGUAGAUAAUAAUAUGGUUUUUUUAAAUAAAAACAACUACAUUAACGAAUGGUAAGCAAACGGAUAUGCUAUUUAUAUUUAGCCAGUAUGUUUAAUAAUAAAUUCAAGCAUUUUAAUAUAUUUAAUUUUGUGUUAUAUCAAUUUUAGCAUCUUUGGAUAUAAAUAUAUUGUUUAGCCAGCAUUAUAAUAAUGCUUAGAUCCAAAUGAAAGUAUUGAAAUAGAUGAUGAGGAAUUUUUACUCAAGUUAAAUAAAAAAAUGUAUCAUAAGAUAUAUCAAAUUAUGAGUAUUUACAUUUCAAUUUAUGAAUAUAUUCUUUCUACUGCAAUUUUGUAUUAUAGUCUGAUAUAGAUCCAGAAUCCAUUAGCUCCUAUCAAUCUACUCCUAGCAUUAUUUAUUGGCACUUUAAUAAUCGAUACUGAUUAUGAUUAUUCUAUAGACUCUUAAGAUUAUAUGGCAAGGCCUUAUAGCCCUUAUAAUGCAGCAAUUUAUUAUUUAGAUCUGUUAGUAGUUGGAUUAAUUAGCUUCACAAACAAUAUUGAUACUUUACUUUUAAGCAUAUACUUUUUAACAAAUGGCUGGUUUUGCAGUAAAAUAUGUAUAUAUUAUCAAGCUAAAACUAGAUUCUGGAAUAUCUUUACAUAUUACUAUUUUGGUACACUCUGUUUGACUUAUUUUGUAUCUUUUAAAGCAUUUACCUCAAUUAGCUUACCUUCUUUGGCUACUAUUAUUUAUAUACCAAUAUUUUAUAAAAUCUCUUAUAUUAUAUGUGGUUAGCAAGAUAAAUCGAGUUGUAGCUUUUUAUAAGAAAUUUUUGAAGAAAAUGGAAAUAUUUCUUUGAAAAGCGUUGAUAGAGGAAUAAGAUAACAGUUUUUUUAAGACUUACAAAAUUAGCGCAUAAAUGAUUAGCUACAAAUUUAAAUCUUCAGUUUAAUUGUAAAAUAGAAUUAACUAUUAUAAAAAAUGUAGAAUAAUGUAAGUCAUAAUUAGCUUUCUAUGUAUUCUUAAAUAGAGUAAAUGCAAAAAGUAAUCAACAUUAAUGAGAGAGUAUUAUAAUUUAUAAAACUACAAAUAUAAGAGAUUUCUUAAAAAAAGAGAGAACAACCCAACAAAAUAGUUUAUCUGAUUUUUCUUUUAGAAAUAUUAAAAAACAAAAAAGCUUACAUACUUGAAUAUUAUUAAACAAUAUCAUAGAAAUUAAGUAUAAAAUAAGAACAAAUUUUAAAAUCUAUCUAUUUAAAGUUUCUAAAGCAAAAGGAAACUAUUUAAAAUACAACAAGUACUAUGAAUUGUUUUGAUGACUCAUUUUAUUAAUUUAUAAAUUAUGAAGAAAAAAUAAAUUCUGUUUAUUAGAUUAUACAAAGAGGAGUUCAGUAAAAGAUUGAAUUUAUUUCUUACUUAAAGAAAAAAAUGCUAGAUAUUAAUUUUUUGGUAAACAAAGCAAAAGCAUUAAGGAAUAUUUAAUUAAAAGCAAGAAAUUCAAUAAAUGAUUUAUCAAUCAUAAACAAUGAGAAUCAAGAUUUAAUUUCUCUAUAAAUUUUCUAUAUAGAAACACUUUCAUUUGAAGAAAUAGAUUUAAUAUUUAGUGCUGAUUCUUUUUCUAAGAUAAAAUAGUAAAAGAAAAAAAGAGAGAAAAAAUUUUAAAUAAGGCAUAAUAUCCAAUUAAAUGAUUUAUUUAAAAACAAAUAUUCUUGUGUAAUAUUUACUAAAGUUGAAGAUGAUUUUAAUUUAUCUAUAUAAAAAGCUUCUUAAAAUUUUAGUAAAAUAUUUGGAAUUAAUUAAAAAGAUGCUCUUAAUUAAAGGGUUGAGAUUUUAAUGCCACUAAAAACUCCACUAAUUUAGAAACAUAGAGAAUAUAUUGCUAAUUAUUUCUAAAAUUAAAAUAAAGAUACCAUCUAAAUUAAAGAUAAAAUUAUGUUUGUUAAAUCAUCAAAAGAAUACCUUAUUCCUAUAAAAACUGAUAUUAGGUUGAAUUAUUCUUACAAACUUAAUGAAAUAGGAUUUACAGCAAUUUUUUAGUAAGUAAGAGAUGAUUGUCAAUAUAUUUUAUUUUAUAUAGACACUCUAAAUGUUAUUGGGACAACUCAAAAUGAUUAAGACAGUUCUAAUUAAUAUAUAAAUUUUAGAGAUAUCAAAAAUUUAGGUAAAUACUUCCCAUUUUUAUAUAAACUCAAAACAUAGAAUAAAUAAUAAUUAAUGAAAGAGGAAGAAGUAUAAAAAGAAGAAUCUGAUACAAAAUAAUUUAAUUCAAUGUAAGAUAUAUUAUCUUUUUCAAGCGAAAGAUAUAUAUCAAUUACUUAUAUUCAUAAAAAGCAUAUAAAUAAAUACUUAGUAAAUAAUAUUGAAUAUUUAUUAAUAAUUUAAUAUGACGAUUAAUCACUUAUAUUGGAAUAAGAGGAAUUUGAGAAAUCUAAUUUUUUUUAUUAUUUGAUAAAUAUUAGCAUUUAAGAAAGUGGUUACAAAGAUAUAUAAAAUUUGUACUUUAUGAAACUAUCUAAUAUACGUAAUUUAAACCCUCAUCAAAAUGGACAAAUUAUAUUUAAGUACCUCAAUGAAUAUUCUGAACUAUAUUAGCAGAGUAUACCUUAUAAAAUUUUAGAAAAUAUGUAAUAGGCUUUCUAAAAAAGAUAUUCGAUAGCAAGCUCUCAAAGAUUUAUUAAAUCUAUAAAUAACUCAGAUUUAAUAGGGCAAAAAUUAAAUAAAUAAAAUGAAAAAUAUAAAUUUAAUAGUAUGAAUUCUAAAAAAUUAACAAAUUAAAGCUAUCAUUAAAUAAUUAGAAAUGUAGAAGAAAACUAUGAAAUUUCACAAUUAAGUACGAAUUAAAUUUAAUUAGAAUUAAAAUCACAAAAAUAAGGUAUUUUAAAUAAUUAAAGGAUAGAAAUAAUUAGUACUUCUUAAUUCACUCCUAAAGAUUUACUUAGUUAAGUAUCUAAAAGAUAAGAAGAAUUUACUUAAGAGUAUGAUAAAUACAAUUUAAAUGAAGAUAAUAAAGGAAACGAUGACUGUACGUUUUAAGCUAUUGAUAGAAAAGGAAAGGAUGAAAGUAUGUUAGUUGACUUCAAUUAAAAAGAGUAAAUAAGCUUUGGUAAUUAAAUAGUUUUCAGUACUAAAAAUAGCUUAAGUAAGCUAUCUCCUACUAAAUAAUAAUCUCUAUUAGCUAAUAAUGAUUAUACUCCACUAGCUAUUGAUAAAAAAGAAAUUGAUAAGCAAGUAUUAUUCGACUUCUAUUAAAAUCAAUAAAUAAAUACAAACUGCAUUGAAGAUUAAUUGUACUUUAGUGAUAGAAAUCACUUAAAUUAAAUAUCUCCUAUGAAUUAAAAUAUAUUACUGACCAAUAAUUUAUAACAAUAAACCAUCUAGAAAAACCUAACUUAUCUUAGUAAUGAAAAUGAAAUGAUAAAAUCUAAAAAUAAUUUAACAUCUUACAAAGACAGAAAACCAAAUAAAACUAGAGAAUAGAAUAUUGAUAAAAAUUCUUCUUCUAUCUCAAGAGAUUAAGCAUCGUCAUAUAAAAAAAGUUUAAUUAACAUUAUAAGAAGAGAUUCAAAUAUCUAAGCUGUUAGAGUUGUUAAUAUCUUUGGAAUAGCUACUUUUUUAAUUCUCACUAUUAUAACUGUAUAACAAUAUUUUAAUUUUAUGGACUAUAUGGAUUAGUUGAAUCAAAUAAUGAAUUCACAAAAUUGGCCUUAUGAAGUAUAAGAUUAGAUUAGUAAAUAGCUUAUGCACUAAAAUUUCUUAUAUUUAGAAAGAUAAAAUAAUUUUACAUUUACUUCAUAAGAAGUUCAAAUAAAAUUUGAUACAUUUUUAUUAGAAAAAAUAAAUUAAAGUAGUGUGGAGUUUUUAAAAAUAUUACAUUCUAUGGAUUAAUAGCUAACUAGUUAAAUGCUUUAAAACUAAAUCAGUAAUUAUUAGUCUUAAUUUUAUGUGAAUAUUGCCUAUGAUCCAUUAAAUAUUUCAGGUGUACCUUCUAAAAUAAAAAUUUUCUUCUUUGAAAUUAGAAAUUCAUCAUUGUGGUAUUCUUUGCUGGUCAAUAACUAUUAUAUCUAUUAAUAAUCAAAAAACGUGUUUGGGUAGCUUUAAGAAAUAUCUCUCCUUUAAAAUAUGAAUAUUAUAUAAACUGGAAUGUAGAACACCAUAGUCUAUUUCGAAGGCUAUUAAAAUCAAUAAAUUUUAGAAGUAAAAAAUUAAAUUUCUUAUCUAAUAGGAAUAAAUAUGGUUGUUUCAGCAGUGUGUCUUUUAAGUAUAAUUCCUUUAUAUUAUUUCAUAUAGAAAAAAAAGCAAAUAAUUUUAAAUUUAUUUAGCACUUUUACUGUUUACUAGCUAUAAUAAAUUAUUCUAUAAAUAAAAUCUUUCUAUUAUAAAAACUCAUUUUUGGUAACUAAUUUAAAUAAUGCUGAUUUUGAUAUUUAAAUUUUCAGCAGUAAACUACUUUAAGAUUAUUAGAACCAUAAAAAAUAAACUCUUAGCAAUAUAACAAAACUUCCUGGAUAUAAAUUAAGUAUAGUAUUAGUAAUAUGCCUAAUUUAUUUUUUACUCUCACUUAAUCCAAUAUUGAAUAAGAUAUUUAUUGAAAUUUAUUUAGAUAACUAGAGUAAUAAUUUUAUGAUUCUUGAUAAUCUAAACUAAGCUAGAUCUUUCAUUUUAUAGAGUUCAGGUUUAUUAUCAUUUGGCACAACCAUUAAACUAUAUCCUUAUUCUAAAGUAGUUUUAUUAAGCGAAUACAUAAGCCAAAUCAGAGCAAUCAUGAAUAAAACAGAUUAGUUGUUAACAAAUAUAACUAAAAUCUCUAAUUAGUUUGAUAUAUCUGGAAGAUACCAAUAAUCAUAGUAUGAUAAUUUUUUUUCCCCUCUAUUUCAAGAUGACAUUUGUUCCUUACUAGAAAAAAAUUAACAACUAAUACUAGAUCCUACUAAAACUCUACCUGAUUCUUGUAGAAAAAUUCAAAAUGGAUGUCUAUAAUAAGGAUUAAAAUUAUCACUAAUUAAAUUUUAAUCAAUAAUAUUAGAUAUAAAUAAUCUAAUUGAAACAAAUCAAGAUGAAUAACUAUUGUAAGCUGAACAGAGCUUAUUUAAAUCUCUUAACUUAGAAGAUUUUUUUAAUUUUAUAGAUUUUUUACAAGAAAUAUUCUUAAUAAUGGGUAACUUUAUUGUAAAUAAUAACAAUGACUACUUCUAGUAUAUCAAGUAAGUUGAACUAAUAUUAUUUAUCAAUCAGCUUGUUCUCAUAGCUUUAACAUUUGGCCUAGGAUGGCAUUUAUUUAGCUGUUGGAUUGGUGAAUAGAUUAACAAAAUUAAAUAAUAUCUUUAAAUAAUAAAUAUUUAAAAUCUAUUAGAUAAUAAGUAUAUAUUAUUAUUUAUUAAAAAUAAUUCAAAAUUAUGA
Messenger RNA from Tetrahymena thermophila SB210, 5565 nucleotides. Its product is annotated as transmembrane protein, putative. The transcript is spliced from 4 exons. NCBI's taxonomy places the organism in Eukaryota, Ciliophora, Oligohymenophorea, Hymenostomatida, Tetrahymenidae. The record is from RefSeq and is a predicted model, not a curated record.